This is a messenger RNA of Pistacia vera, 1833 nucleotides long. Its product is annotated as putative nuclease HARBI1. The transcript is spliced from 3 exons. NCBI's taxonomy places the organism in Eukaryota, Viridiplantae, Streptophyta, Magnoliopsida, Sapindales, Anacardiaceae. The record is from RefSeq and is a predicted model, not a curated record. Bases 466 to 1761 code for a protein of 431 amino acids.
UCAAGUUUUUUACCCUAAACCCUAAAAAAAAACAUUCUCCCUUUUAUCUUUCUUCCCCAUCCCACCACCGCCACCCCAAUUUUCUUUCUGUGCCCUAACCUCAGCCACCCACACCCCAAAAUCCUUCACUAUAAUGACCACUACGUGCGUUUCAUUCUCUUCGAUGUUAUCUUUGUUUGCUUUUUAUGAAGUCCCACUGGGAGCUAGUGCUUGCUAUCUAAGAAUUGCUCCAUGGAUCUCGUCGAAAUUGUCUCGGCCUCCACAAAGUCAACCACCACCACCGCUACCGCUACCGCAUAAAAACGCCACAUCUAAAACCUCCACAACAACAAUAGCAGUCACAUCUAAAACCCAAUAUGCCUUGUCAUCCGUCCUCACCAAUUUCUUAUUUCCCAACACCCAAAUGUCAUCGAUCGUCAUCAAUUUCUUAUUCUCCUAUGUCUUUUUUUCUCUCCGAAGGUUUAUAUGGCAUUGUCUAGCCAUACGAACCAUAACCAAGAUAAUGACAAUGAGAAAGUACAGUUAUAUAUACAUGCUGCUGCAGCACUGUGUGGGGUUAUUGCAUAUGAAAUGGAGUUUAACAUGCACGGACGCCAAUCUAUACAUACAUCUGCGUUAAAUGGUCAUGAUUAUAUGGUAAAACUACUAAAUGGUCAUUAUACAAGAAUAUACAAUAAGUGUCGCAUGAGCAAACGAUGUUUUCAAACCUUAUGUUAUAUAUUGGCACAACGAGGCAAACUGCGAGUAAUCAGACAUAUGAGUAUUGAAGAACAAGUAAUGAUAUUUUUGACAACAGUUGAGAAAAAUGUGUCAAAUAGUGAUUGUAGGGAGGAUUACCAACAUUCUGGGGAGACAAUCUCUAGAUAUGUCUAUGCAGUUUGUGAUGCGAUAUUGGAGUUGACGUCAGACUUUAUCAAGCCACCUAACUUCACUGAUGUUCUAUUGCAGAUAUCGACCAACCCAAAGUACUACUCAUUCUUUAAGGACUGUCUUGGAGCGAUUGACGGUACACAUGUACAUGGGUUACCAGUUGAGGUAGCUGAUACAUAUCGAAAUCGUAAAGGGGCAGUGUCGCAGAAUGUGAUGGCCGUCUGCGACUUCAAUAUGUUGUUCACAUAUGUCGUCACUGGUUGGGAAGGAUCUUCCCAUGACGCAAGAGUUCUAAAUUCAGUUCUAAAUGAUCCUAAUUCAGGUUUCCCACAUCCUCCUCCAGGUAUAACUAACUUGUUUAUGUAUUGUAGCCAAGCUGUAAACAUUUUUUUUUUUUUUUUUUAUGAUUCUUCAAAUAACAUCCAGUAUUUCAUUAUAGGCAAAUAUUACUUAGUAAAUGCAGGUUAUGCGAAUAGAGGUGGGUUCCUCGCCCCACAUAGACGGGUUCCUUAUCAUGUUCCCGAUGCGCGUCGUAACCUUUCUGGACCUAUGGAGUUGUUUAAUUACAGACAUGCAUCGCUUUGGAAUGUUGUGGAGAGGACUUUUGGUGUUUUGAAAAAAAGGUUCUGCAUUAUUGAUGGCAUGAACAAUUACUCGUUGGAGAAGCAAGCUAAAAUUGUUAUGGCAUGUUGUGUAAUUCAUAAUUUUAUCAAAAGGUUCGAUAUGAACGACCCUAUCUUCCAAAAGUUUAAUGCCGAUGGAGUUUAUGAGGAAGGAAAUGGGACGGGUUCGAAUCAACUGACUCAGCGUAAUACAGAGGACAUGGGAAGAGUUAGGGAUAGCAUAACUACUGCUAUGUGGGCAGAACAUGAGUCCAUGUCAUAUUGUUAACUGAAUAUUGGGGUACAAAGAAUUCUGAGAGAUGAUUAUUAGUAGCUUCGUAUUAUUAAUUUAGAUAUGUAU